This is a messenger RNA of Mirounga angustirostris (Northern elephant seal), 1823 nucleotides long. Its product is annotated as myeloid cell surface antigen CD33-like. Gene Ontology annotation, biological process: cell adhesion. The transcript is spliced from 7 exons. The record is from RefSeq and is a predicted model, not a curated record. NCBI's taxonomy places the organism in Eukaryota, Metazoa, Chordata, Mammalia, Carnivora, Phocidae. Gene Ontology annotation, cellular component: plasma membrane. Gene Ontology annotation, molecular function: sialic acid binding. The coding region runs from base 145 to 1224 and encodes 359 amino acids.
CGUGAACUCCACAGCUGCAGUUCCUCUUCUGAGAACCACAAGGCCUUGUGUUCCUCCCCAGCUUCCCCUGGGUCCCCCACAACCCUCCUCCACUGCUCUCCACUUCUUCACCCACAGGAAGCCCACACAUCUUCCAUCUCAAAGAUGCUGCCACCGCUUUUUCUGCCCCUGCUGUGGGCAGGGUCCCUGGCUCAGCAUUCAAGAUUCUGGUUGCAAGUGCCAGCAUCCCUGACGGUGCAGGAGGGCCUGUGUAUCUCCGUGCCCUGCAGCUUCUCUUACCCCUUAUCCCUCUUACCCCUCUGGACUGAGUCUUUCCCUGCUCUUGGCUACUGGUUCCGGGAAGGGGCCAGUGUAGAGCAGGAUGCUCCAGUGGCCACAAACAACCCAGGUCGUAAAGUGCAGGAGGAGACCCAGGGCCGAUUCCACCUCCUCGGGGACCCCUGGGACGACAACUGCUCCCUGGACAUCAGAGAUGCACAGAGAAGGGACUCGGGGACAUACUUCUUUAGCGUGGAAAGAGGGCCUUAUAUGAAAUAUAAUUACCUACAGAACCAGCUCUCCGUGCGUGUGACAGCCCUGACCCGCACACCUGACAUCCUCAUCCUGGGGACCCUGGAGUCUGGCCGCCCCGGGAACCUGACCUGCUCUGUGCCCUGGGCCUGUGAGCGGGGCACGCCUCCCAUCUUCUCCUGGAUGUCAGCGGCCCUCACCUCCCUGGGCCCCAGGACCCACCUCUCCUCAGUGCUCACCCUCACCCCACGGCCCCAGGACCAUGGCACCAACCUCACCUGUCAGGUGUACUUCCCUGCAGCUGGUGUGAUGGUGGAAAGGACCGUCCAGCUCAAUGUCACCUGUGCCACACAGAACCCAACAACUGGCGUCUGCCUGGGACACAGACCAGGGAAACUGGGGAUCUGGUCAGGAGUGAUGCUAGGUGCCAUUGCAGGAGCUGGCAUCACCACACUGUUCGCUCUCUGCCUCUGCCUUAUCUUCUUUGGAGUGAAGAGCUGCAGGAGGAGAGCAUCCCGGAAAGCAGUGGGCGUGGACGGCAGCCACCCGGUGGUAGAGCCAGCUCCCUUGGAUUGCCAGCAGCAGUCCAAGUCAGACCUCCCUGCUGACCCCACAAGCUCUGCAGGGGUGCCCCCCACCUUGGAGAUGGAUCAAGAGCUGUAUUAUGCCUCCAUCAGCUUUCACAGGAUGAAGGAGGACACCUAUGCAGAAUAGUCAGAGAUCAGGACCCAGUGAGGAACCUCCUAGAGCAUCAGUCUCAGAGGGAGCAUCCGUACCCUGCAGGAAGUGGGACAAAGGCUGAUUCUUGGCGAGUUAACAUCCACAUAGGCAAUGGGUUUACAAACUCUUGAAUGUGAAUUUCCUGCUAUAUUGGAAUUAAGGCUUUGCAAUCAGAGAGGUCCGGGGUGGAAUCCACGCUCUUUCAUUUAUCAACAGUAUGAUAUAAGGCAAGCCACCUUACCCCUCCAUGACUCAGCUUCCUGCUUUGCGAAAUGGAUGUAAGAAGUCCCACCUCACAGGGUUGCCACGAGGAGUAAAUAAAAGUGCAUAUAGAAAACACCCAGCAGAAGUCCUGCCGCACUGUGAGAGUCUGGUGCACACUAGUUCCUUCCCCCUUGAACAGAAAGAUGUUGGUGACAUUUCACCUAGAGCCUGGGUGUGUUCUGUCUGGGACACCACAUCAGCAAUGCGUCAGUCUCACUUUCAAAACCCUCCCAUGUUGUAAUCAUUUUGCAAUGUAUACAUGUAUCAAAUCAUUACAUUGUAUAAUUUAAACUUACACAAUGUUAUGUGUCAAUUAUAUCUCAAUAAAG